GCCGAAGGGGAAGUGUCGUCGCUCCCCGCAAAACGUUACUACUUUUUUCGAAGUUCUCUAUACUGGUUUUGUUUUAAAGUUUUGCAAGGAAGUUUUAUGUGUCCAGUCUCUUAUCCUGUUGAACAUAAAGGUUAAGAGUCUGCUUUCGGCCGUGUAGUUCAUUGAGUUGGUUGUGUUUUUUUUGUUAUUGUUAAGUUCUUUUUUGUUUGGUGAAUCGUGUCGGCCCAGAGACCGCCGGUCCCUGUGAGGCAGCAGCCUGGACGCGCCGCUAACAGACCCCAAAGGACACAGCCUUAGGUCGUGUAGUUGUGGUGUCCAGUGCGAGCGCUCGCCGCUCCAACCGUCAAGCUGGCAGCGAGCGCGUUGAGCAUGAACCCGCACUACCACGGGUACACAGAGCUAAGCUCGCCGCACCCGCCGUCGCCGGAGGCCGCAUUCGCCGCCAACGGCCACGACUACCCUCACAACAACAACAAUCCCGCCCUCAAAGAAUGCGCGGGCUGCGGCGGCAAGAUCGUCGAGAGGUUCCUCCUGCACGCGCUCGACAGAUACUGGCACCACGGCUGCCUCAAAUGCACGUGUUGUGGCCAAGCGCUCGCGGACAUGGGCCGAUCCUUCUAUUUCAAAGGCGGAAUGAUAUUAUGCAAAAACGACUACACGAGAAUGUUCGGCACAGGCGGCGCGUGCGCAGCUUGCGGACAAGCGAUUCCGGCGAGCGAAUUUGUGAUGAGAACCAACGCGCCGCAGCAGCCGCUACACGUCUUCCACAUAAAAUGCUUUGCGUGCUCCAAAUGUGGUUCACACCUCAUGCAAGGCGAUAGGUAUUAUAUGCUCGCGGGUUCACUAGUCUGCGAGCAGGACUGGCAAAAGCUGAUGAAGAGUGCGAACGCCGGGUCAGGACCCGUCGCGCCCGUGCGCAAGGGCAAGGUGGGCCGUCCGCGCCGCUCGAGAGAAUGAGCCCCGGCGCCCGCGCCUCCUGCGCAACCACACUCGCAUAGGGACUAUGAGGAGAUGAUGGCGUGUUCGUACUUAAGCGCGCCGACGAUGAAGCCGGAGCCUUCGAGUGCAGCUUGCUGGACGCCGCCCGCGAUGCCGGCCUGCUCGUCCACAGACGUCGAGCCGACCAUGUCGAUGAUUCCACCGUACUUAAGGCCUCCCCUGAGCGCUCUCGGGCUCCAUGCCCCCGUGAUUCCAACUCUCUCCCAGGAACCAGCCCUGGACCUCACCACGGCAGCCCUCAAAACAUCUCCUCCGAGUGACGAAGCAGAGUGAAGUGUUGUGCCACAGACUAAUAAACACAACGGACUUAAAUUACUACCGAUGGUCAGUAAUACGUUUGUGAAGUCAUUGAACUGUUAACUUAGAACAUACAUAUUUAAUUUCGGUUGUGAAAAUUUAUGUAAAACUUUACUCGCUGUAUGUAAAUUUCCAUUAAUUACUGGUACUUAAGAGUUGAACAGAAUGAGGUGUGUCAAACACAAAGGUGUUGUUGCUAUUUAUCGUGAUAAUGAAAUGAACACAUGAGAAAAUGUCGAUGACAUCCCUAACUGCGCGUCAGCGUACUUCCGUUGUAGGUUUUAUUUUUUAUUUAGUUAAAUGAUACCUUUUGAUGAUGUAAUGAAAAAUUAGUGUGGCAAUUAUUAAACAAGUAGUCCACAAUUGUUACAAUACCGUAUUUGUUACAAUUUCUUAAUUGAUGAAUUCAAAUGUUUAAAUAACUUAAAAGCAUUGUCGCGUCGCGUGUCAAGUCUUGCCAAUGGGUACACCGUAUGAGUAUGAAUUCUUAUUAUUUUAACAUCGACCGUGUUUCUUGCACUCAUCUCUGUGAUUUACAAUCUUGCUGUGUAAAUAAAUUUCUCGAAUAAAUUUGUUAUUUCGUAUAUAAACAACGAGCUCUUUACGUUGGCCCGUUAUUUUAAUCGUUUAUCUGUACAUAGUAGCAUAACAUCUUAGCCGUAAGUAGACACAUCUUGUACCUAAAUCGAUAAAAUAACUUGUUAGCAAUAAAACGAUGCCAACUAUGAAGUUUCAAAAUUAUACUAGAUCUCUGUAUAUAUUGAUCUGUUUACCAUCAGUUUAUUGUUCAAAUCGAUUAUAAAUGUAUACAGUAUGUAAGUUAUCUUAAACGCUAACAUUCCUUAUAUGUAUUAAAUGUACUUAAAUCGUGUCAAGUAUUGUAUAUUUGCAUACAUAUUUAAACUAUAUGUCAUACUGUAAAGUUGUUUUCUCCAAAGUAUGAUCGAUGUGUCUGUAAAUAAUUUUCAGUCUUUGUAAAAGCUGCUCACUAGUAUAUAAUAAAAGGCUUAUGAUAUUCAUGAGUAUUUUAAGUGAAUUAAUAAUUAGUGGAGUCCUCAGUUCAUAAAUGGCCUGUUUGUUUAAAAACUAUCCUGAGGCCAUGACUCACCUAAUGUCGUGUUAUACAUGUCCUACCAUUCUCAAAGGAUUUGCAUAACACCUCUGAUUAUGCAAUGAUUACAACAUGCUGGUCCCUGUAUGAUUGAUCAGAGUGAAUCAACUCAGAAAAAUAUAAAAUCCACCGCAUUCUAUUAAUCAUUAGACCUCCAUGUAAUAUAUACAAGUAUCACGCACACAUCACAUUUUGCCCGGGGGGGUAGGCAGAAACUACAUCUUUCCACAUGCCACGAUAUCUGCAUAUUUCCAUCGCUUCAUCAACAUUCAUAAUUCUCUUCAGGCAAGUUCGGCUACUCUUGACCUGACCCUUUUUCAGGACUUCCUUAAUUUGAUCAAGAUACGUUCGUCUAUGCCUUCCCACUCCGACCUUUCCCUCGACACUCCUUGUAUAUUUGCAUAGUCAACUUGCUUUCAUUCAUCCUCUCCACAUGACCAAACCAUCUUAACAUAACCUUUUCUAUUCCUGUGACUACAUCUUCUUUCACGUCACAACAUUCCCUUAUCACGCUGUUCCUUAUCCGGUUACUCAAUGUCACACCGAUCAUACUCCUUAACGCUCUCACUUCCACCGCAUUUAUUCUGCUUUAGUGCUUCUUUUACACCCAACUUUCGCUCCCAUUCUUUAAUGUUGGAACCAACACGUCCCUAUGCAUAGCCAGGCGAGCCUUUUUGGACAGUUUCUGACUGCUUAUAAAGGCAUGCAAACCUCCAUUCACCAUGUUCCCCGCGUUCACUCUCCUUUCAAUAUUACUAUCACACUUGCCAUCUGAUUUAAACUUUGAUGCUAGAUAUAAAAACUCUUUCACUUGCUCAACUUUUCCUCCUCCAAUCAAAAUAUUACAUGCUGUCAUUUUCUUCUCCAAUUCAAAAAACAAUGUUUAAGUUUUACUGACGUUCACUUUAAUUCCUUUCUAAUAAGAAUACAAAGCUUCAUAGGUACAUACAGUUUACCAUCUCCUGUAUCUCUUCGGCUGACAACGCCAGUAUGGUUUUAAAUUUAUAAGUUUCGGUAAAUAAACUUACAAAUUUAAAAUCAAUCUUUAUUUCUCAUAAUGAUAACACAAAAAUGCUCUCAAUAGAUGCACGUAUAAUCAUUCAUUAUAUCACAUCUAAUCGAAAUAUAAUAAGUCAAGGCAAAAUAUCAUUAAGUUUUACGUAUGGACAAGGGUAAGCCUAAUGUUUAUAUUUCUGAAGAGUAGGAUUCCUAUGUUAUAUUUCUUAUAUACUUAAUUGUAUUAACCCAGAGCUUCAGACUGUACUAAAGGCUAUUUGAAAUUAAAGGUCACAUCGACAUACCUGUAAAUGUUAGCGUUUAGUGAAUCUUGCCAUCAAACCAUUGUUUAAUAUAUAAAACUGCUCCCACUUCUCAAGUUAAAAGACAAACUGACUAAGGUCUGCCUGGUGAGGUAACAAGUAUUUAUAUAUCACUGAAUCAACUAAUAAAGAACAUACAGUCCAGACAAACGUACUAAAUGCAAAUUUCUAAUCGUUACCUCUACUUUGAAGUUAAAGUGAUAACAUUUGCCUAUUAUUUCAUUGGCUGAUUUUGAGACCAGAAUUUCUGUUUAAAGUGGGAUCUUACACGACACUUGUAUAUCAUUUGACAAUUUAUCGUAUCGUAAAGAUUCGUAUCAAAUUGUAUGGAAUACCUUCAUUCUUCAACAUGAAAUUCACUGACAAUGUCUAGUGAGACUGUCGUGGAAAUCCCCAGUUAGAAUGAAGUGGGGGCAGUUUGUUAAGGGAAGUGAAAGUUGUGGUGUUACCAGUCAACAAAGAAAGAACAUAAAUUCUAGUAUAAGAGAGUCGAGGAAAGGAGAAAAUAAAAUUUUGUAAAUUA
Messenger RNA from Amyelois transitella, 4249 nucleotides. Its product is annotated as LIM domain transcription factor LMO4. The record is from RefSeq and is a predicted model, not a curated record. The transcript is spliced from 5 exons. Lineage: Eukaryota; Metazoa; Arthropoda; Insecta; Lepidoptera; Pyralidae. The coding region runs from base 370 to 957 and encodes 195 amino acids.